Molecule: messenger RNA, 4006 nt
Organism: Athalia rosae (coleseed sawfly)
Lineage: Eukaryota; Metazoa; Arthropoda; Insecta; Hymenoptera; Athaliidae
Product: aminopeptidase N
Exons: 15
Coding region: 729-3746 (1005 amino acids)
Biological process (GO): proteolysis; peptide catabolic process
Cellular component (GO): cytoplasm
Molecular function (GO): peptide binding; zinc ion binding; metalloaminopeptidase activity
Source: RefSeq, a predicted model, not a curated record
AACGUGCGCUAAUUGAUACGCGAAAUUGCGACACGUUUACCGUGAACAAAUAAUUUUGCCGCGUGCAAAAUUUUCGCGAAAUCGGUUGGCGAGGUCCGUUGGAUGACUCGAAUUAUCGGCGAACGUUGUUCGAGACAUUGCAGCCUCUGCUGAUUUUAGUCGAGCGAGCGAAAGGACGAACAAUAUUCGAAGAUUUCCCGGUAAACUUUCGAUCGUGUUUCACGAUCGAAACGUCGGGCUGAUUUACGGUAAGACGGGACGAGGCCGAUAGUUACGCGCCGCGUUCGUACGCGCGCUUUUACAAGGUCGAGGAACUCGACGAGCGAAAUCUCGGCGACACCGUUGGAAAGUGUGUCUCGUGUAGAGGCGAUUCGUUUAAAAAUGACCCGCGCCAAGACCGAACGAACCGAUUAUCGUAGCUGCAGGAAUACUGUAUCGCCCGAGGCUCGCGAAAGGUGUUUCGUUGUUUAUUUUCAAUUUUGACGGAAGAGUCGACGAUUAACGGGGGGAAGAUCCGCCGAGACCUUGACCCGCGCGAUACCGCGUAACACCUUUGCGCACGUAUACACAUUGGGUAUACGUGCGCACGGACCGAUCUGUCCGAUUAUAAACAGCAGUCGCUACGACGAUGAUUUUAUCCGCAAUCCGGCCGAGUCGCGUGCAUUCGAAAUCGCGCGUAUACUUCGAUGAAACCAAUUGUUACUUGUUCGAACCGCGGCAUAUUCUAAAUGACGAAAAAUCGCAGCUGCGCAGACACGGUGAGGUCAGCGGCGCGUAAUUCGAUGACACAAUCCCGCGAAGUGCUGGCAAUGAUGGACGCUCACACGACAACGUUCGGCCGUAAACGUGGAUGUACCGUAUCGAGAUGCGGUGGAUUUUUGCUCGGUACACUUUUCCUGCUUUCCGUCGUCGUCACGGCUCUGUUGGUCUACCAUUUUGCGCCGUGUGCCGACUCUGUUUCCCGUACCGGGAAUCGCGAAGCCGGCAUGCCUGGAAUAAAGAUUGGAAAAGGAUUUGGCGCCGCUGGAUUUGCGGGGAAAAAACUUGAUUUGAGAUUACCGAGGUCCGUUGUACCGGUUUUGUACCGGUUGAAAUUAACGCCGUUCAUUUGGCCGGGAAAUUUCACCUUCAACGGUGAGGUUGAAAUUUUGGUCAACGUUACCGAAGAUACGAAAAAUAUUACGCUUCACUCGACGAAUCUUGACAUCGACGAGGCGGCUACGAAGGUGAAAAUCUACCUACCGGACGACGGAACGAUUCGAAAACAGACGGAGGACAUUGGCGUUGAGAAACAAACCAACGACACGCUCAGACAGUUUCACGUCAUUCACACGUCGAAUUUAUUGAAGGCCGGCAAGCGGUACACGGUGAAUCUUAAGUUCGUUGGAUAUUUGAACGACUACCUGGAAGGAUUUUACCGCAGUUCUUACACGGUCGGCAAUCAGACGAGAUGGAUUGCAACCACGCAAUUUCAACCCACAGAUGCGAGACAGGCAUUCCCUUGUUUCGACGAGCCUGCCCUGAAGGCGCAGUUCGAAAUUAGCAUCGCACGUCCAAAGAACAUGACUUCCAUAUCCAACAUGAAAGGAACCGUCGAUCGCAGGCCGAUCCCCGGGUUGCCGACCUACGAAUGGGACCGCUACGAACGGUCGGUACCGAUGUCCACAUACCUGGUGGCAUUCGUAGUAUCAGAUUUUGCAACAAUGACAUCGAAGGAUGGCAAAGUUAGCGUUUGGGCUCGAAGCGAGGCUCUCGAUCAGUCUUUGUACAGUUUAGAAAUCGCCCCGAAGAUAUUAAAGUAUUUCGAAGAUUAUUUCCGAAUCGAGUUUCCGCUACCCAAAAUGGACAUGAUCGCUCUUCCCGAUUUCUCGGCAGGUGCAAUGGAGAAUUGGGGUCUGAUUACGUACAGAGAGACUGCAAUGCUUUAUCAAGAGAGCGUUUCGACUAGCAGUAAUUUACAGAGAGUCGCAACGGUCGUUUCUCACGAGCUCGCCCAUCAGUGGUUCGGUAACUUGGUAACACCGAGUUGGUGGACGGAUCUUUGGCUUAACGAAGGAUUUGCCAGCUACGUCGAGUACCUCGGCAUGGACUCUGUUGAACCGGAUUGGAGGGUCCUUGAACAAUUCGUUGUUCACGAAGUGCAAAACGUUUUCGGGCUGGACGCUCUGGAGUCGUCUCACCCAAUAUCCGUAAAAGUCGGUGAUCCUGACGAAAUUAGUGAAAUUUUUGAUCGAAUUUCAUACGCGAAGGGAGCAUCGAUAAUUCGUAUGAUGGAUCAUUUUCUCACCACUGACGUUUUCAAAAGAGGACUCACCAAUUACUUGAGAGAAAAAGCUUACCAAAGCGCGGAACAAAAUGACCUGUGGGAUGCACUGACGAAACAAGCGCAUGAAGAUAAAGUUCUGGAUCAACGUACGACGGUUAAACAGAUAAUGGAUACCUGGACUCUGCAGACAGGAUUUCCGGUGGUCACGGUUAUUAGAGAUUACGAAAGAGGCGGUGCAACCUUGACGCAGCAACGCUUCCUUCUACAAAAUAGUACCACUACCUCGCAGUCGGGUAACGAACCGCUGUGGUGGGUACCGAUUACUUUCACAUCGCAGAAUGAGUUGAACUUUAAAAAUACAAAACCAUCCCACUGGAUGGAGGCUGAGCCUUCUCUAACUCUUCACAAUCUGAAAGCACGUUCAAAUGAAUGGAUGAUAUUCAACGUACAAGAAACUGGCUACUACCGUGUGAAUUACGACGAACGAAACUGGCGGCUCAUUAUUCAGGAACUUUCAAAGUCUUCGUUCAAAAAUAUUUCCACGAUAAACCGAGCACAAUUGGUAGACGAUGCUUUGAACCUCGCAAGAGCUGGCCAAAUAGACUAUGCUACUGCUUUAGAUGUUACUUCGUACCUUGCUCACGAAAGCGAAUAUCUGCCAUGGAAAGCGGCAUACACGGCGAUGGGGUACCUGGACAGUAUGCUCGUGAAGGCCGAAGGAUAUGACAGAUUCCGGAUAUUUGCAUUGAAAUUGCUCGACAACGUCUAUAAACUGACAGGUUUCAUCGAUGCCCUUGGCGAUCCACAUUUAACGGUUUACAGUCGCAUAGGUGUGCUGAGCUGGGCUUGUAGCUUGGGACAUGAGGACUGUGUGAGAAAUGCUGUAACACAAUUCCACAACUGGCGUACGACCCCGAGCCCAGAAAAAAACAACCCAAUCUCACCAAACUUGAAGAGUGUCGUUUAUUGCACCGCUAUUCGGGUUGGAGGGCAGAUCGAAUGGGACUUUGCCUGGCAGCAGUACCAACUCACAAAUGUUGGCUCAGAGAAAGAUCUGCUUCUUCAUGCGCUUGGCUGCAGCAGAGAAACCUGGAUUCUGAGCAGAUAUUUGAACUGGGCUGUAACUGAGAAUUCUGGUAUCAGAAAGCAGGAUGCUUCGAGGAUCUUUGGAUCCGUAUCGAAUAGUGUAAUCGGACAGCCACUUGCCUUCAACUUCCUCAGAAACGAAUGGGCGCGGAUAAAGACGUAUCUGGGAUCUUCGCUCUCAAAUCUUAACAGCAUCAUCACCUCGUCUACAAAGAGAUUAAACGCCAAAUAUCAGCUCAAUGAUCUUUUGGAGUUUGCAAAUGAUCACAGUGCCGAGCUUGGAACGGCAAAGCGAGCUGUACAACAAGCAGCGGAACAUGCUCAAGCUAACAUCAAGUGGCUCGAGCGUAACCAUGGGACAAUUCUGAGUUGGUUGAAGCGAGCUACAGCCUAGUCUACCAAGAUGUAGACGAGCUAGAUGGAGAGGUUAGACUACCUGCUAAUGUCCGAAGACAUUAUACAGCUGCGUCUACAAGGUGAAGUGAUUUCAAUGAUGCAGCAGAAAUAACUGCUGAUAUUGAGUUGAUGUUUAAGCUAAGCAAACAAUUAUCAUUGUUUAUCGCCAAAUAAACUACCUUCGAUGGUCGUGGUGGUAAUUAGGUUUUUGUAAGUAUUUGUAAAUAUAUUAUAUCAAUAUAUCUAUACCUCUAUAAA